UCAGAGCUGCGCAGGUCUCGCGCUGUGGAUUUAUAAUAAACAUUUUUAUUGAUGAAACUUUUAUGAGAGUUUUACGGCACAAAGCGCACAUCUGUCAUCAACAGGAGAUAAUCCGGCACACUCGACAUGUUUAUGGUUGUGACAGAAGAGGAAGGCCCAAGAGCACAAGGGCAGCGCUGAGGAAGAGGAGGAGCUCAGUCCGGACCCGGAGCCCGGAGCCCGAGCACAAACCCGAGCACAAAGCCGCUCUUUUCACCAUGGAUCUGACUCACAUGUUGUCUGAGAUCGACGGAGGAAACGAUGAUGAAAUCGAAGCUCUUCUGCAGCGGUUUAACCGCGAGAACAGCCGAACCUUCAUGUUCGAGCAGAAGGAGGAAGCUCUGCGGACCAGACUUUGUCAGAGCGCUCUGAGCGUCCUCAGACGUCACGUGCCCUGCAGCUGUCAGAGGACGUGUUUGGAAACGCUGCGCAUCAUGUCCAGAGACAAGCGCGUCCUGUCGCCCGUAGCAACCAGAGAGGGGAUGCUGACGCUGACGGCUAUGGCGAGGCUGAGCGCGGGAGCGGACGCCGAGAUCGGCCUCGGCGACGCUCUGUCGGAGGAGGAGGAGACGGUGGUGGUGGAGGCCUUAAAAUGUUUAUGUAACGUGGUGUUCAACAGCCCCGCGGCGCAGCAGGUGAGUGUGGACGUGCAGCUGGCUCCCGCCCUUUGUGCCAAACUGCACGGCGCCCACACGUGGCACCACGAGGUGGGUUUGUUCACACUGCGCCUCCUUUUCCUGCUGUCUGCGCUUCGACCUGAUCUGAGAAUGUGCCUCAGAAAAGACUGUGGAGCCGUGACUCUGCUCACCAAGAUGCUGGAGCACACGCUGGACGUUCAGUGGGUGGGUCCCUGUGAAGUGGGACGCCCAGACCCACAGGCCCCGCCCAUUCCUGCAGAGAGCAACGAGAGGGUCAUGGAGGCGCUCAAAGCCCUCUUUAACCUCACACUCAAUGAUCCAGAUGGGGAGGAGGAUGAGCAGCAGUUCAGAGUUAUCGUGGGCCUCCUGCGUCACCUGUUAAUGUUGAAAACUGAAACGGUGGAAAAAACAGAAGAGGUGCACAGUCACGCGGUGAACCUGUUGAAUAACCUGCCCGUGGCCUGUCUGGAUGUGCUGGUCGACCUGCCGGUUCAAGGAGGAGCAGACAGUUACAACGGGAAGAACCUGGAGGCCGUGCAGGUCCUUCUAGACUUCAUGGAAAAACGCAUCGACAGAGGCUCCAACUACAAAGAAGGUCUCACUCCAGUCCUCUGCCUUUUGACCGAAGCCUCCAGACACCACAGGGAGAUCCGCAGAUACCUCAAAGCUCAGGUGCUUCCACCGCUGAAGAACCUGAAGGUGAAGCCUGAGGUGGGGAACAGCAUCAGAAACAAACUGGUCCGUCUCAUGACUCACGUGGACCUCGGGGUGAAGCACUCGGCAGCAGAGUUUCUGUUUGUGCUCUGCAAAGAAAAGGUGGCGUCGCUGUUGAAGUACACGGGCUACGGGAACGCGGCCGGGUUACUGAUGGCGCGAGGUCUGCUGGACGGAGGACAGGGAGAGACGCAGUACUCUGAAGGAGAAGACUCGGACACAGAAGAGUACAAAUCUGCCACCAAUUUUGAUGUGAUGAGCGGCUGCGUCGAGGAGCCGCGGCCAAACCCCAUCGAGGAGAUGACGGAGGAGCAGAAGGAGUACGAGGCAGACAAACUCAUCAAGAUCAUCAACGAGAUGAAAAGACACGACGUGAUCCGCCCGAUGGUGGUGAGGCCCGACGGGCGCCUGGGGCCUCUGGAGGAGAAACUGCACGAGCCGAUUGAAGACGACCCAGACUCCGACUCGGACUAGAGCCGCAGACUCUGUGCCCGACUACACGGUCUGCACGAGAGCUCCACGUUUAAAACCACUGUUACGCUGGAAACGACACGAGCAGAGUUCACUUUCUCACGAGGCUGAAGCGUCACUGUUGUGCUUCUCACAAACUUUAUUAAGGUCAGAAAAAGAAUGUUUCGUGUGCUCUGGUCUUGUGUGCUCUGGUCUUGUGUGCCCUGGGCCUGUGUGCCCUGGGCCUGUGUGCUCUGGUCUUGUUUUGCUCUGGGCCAACACUCGCCCGCCCUCUUUAGUUUGACAGUCAAAUUAGACGCCCUUGGAGAAACUCUUUUCUUACUCGAGCUCUGAAAUGUUUUACCCACGAAUGAUUUAAGGGAAUUAAUCUCAAAUGAAGCACAUUUUUACUUUGUCAUAUCUAAACAUCAUGCCACAGAAUUAGAAGUUUACUUUUUGAAACACCAUUCCUUUUUCAAUUUUAUAUUGUUAUUUAAGUUAAAGUGCACAUUAAAUAUUUAUCUGUACAAUCAAAGAAUACUGUUCUGAUGUUUUCUAAAAUGGAUUUUGACAAAUUUUUUUUUUUUCUUCUUAAAGUGAAUUUUUUUAUUGACACAUUUUCUGUGGGUAUUUUUAAUGCUGCCAUUUGAGUCUUGAGUAUUUCCUACUUGAAAAACGCAACUUGAUAAAAAUAUGAAUUGACCAAAUGAGAGUAAAGCUUAUAACUAAAUAAUUUUCUGUAAUUUAAAAUAUAUUUAAACUUGCAUGUCACUCGUACGUCAGAAACUAAAAACUGUUUUUUCUUUGCACAAUGUUUGUAUCUGAAGAGUAGUCGACCCAAGUCACUGAAAUAAAAAACAAGAUGAAAUGUG
Messenger RNA from Boleophthalmus pectinirostris (great blue-spotted mudskipper), 2713 nucleotides. It is a transcript of the gene ric8b, whose product is annotated as RIC8 guanine nucleotide exchange factor B. The transcript has 10 exons. The record is from RefSeq and is a predicted model, not a curated record. Gene Ontology annotation, biological process: G protein-coupled receptor signaling pathway. Gene Ontology annotation, molecular function: G-protein alpha-subunit binding; guanyl-nucleotide exchange factor activity. Bases 63 to 1865 code for a protein of 600 amino acids. Gene Ontology annotation, cellular component: plasma membrane; cytoplasm. Lineage: Eukaryota; Metazoa; Chordata; Actinopteri; Gobiiformes; Gobiidae.